AACCAAAUCCCCUGCUCCUGCAAAGCUCUGAAGCGCCUAGAGUGGGCUGAACUUGUGGUUUUCCUGUCCCGGCCUUCCAGAGUGUUAGGAUCACAGUUUGAAUUCUUGGGACCUCCUUAGCUGAGUGAGAGCACAUCUCCCAGUUGGCGACAGACGUGAUGUUUUACCGGUUCCUGUCAAUUAUCCAAAGACAAAGAACCAGCCCAAGAUGGCAGACUUGGUGUUUGUCAAGAAGCAGUGUGUCGGCUGCCGAAGCUCAUUCUGUCACCCUGCCUGCCCAGGCCCAGGUGGUCAUCUGUGGGGGUGGAAUCAUGGGCACAUCUGUGGCCUAUCACCUCUCCAGGAUGGGGUGGAAGGACAUCAUCCUUUUGGAGCAGGGCAGGCUAGCUGCUGGCUCUACCAGGUUUUGUGCUGGCAUCCUGAGCACUGCCAGGCACUUGACCAUUGAGCAGAAGAUGGCAGACUAUUCAAACAAACUCUACCAACAACUAGAACAAGAAACAGGGAUCCAAACAGGUUACAUAAGGACAGGCUCAGUCUUUCUGGCCCAAACACAGGACCGGCUGAUCUCCCUGAAGCGCAUCAACUCAAGACUGAAUGUUAUAGGCAUCCCUUCUGAGAUCAUCUCCCCCAAGAAAGUGGCUGAACUGCACCCUUUCCUCAAUGUGCACAACCUGGUGGGGGCCAUGCACGUUCCUGAGGAUGCGGUGGUAUCCUCCGCCGAUGUGGCCCUGGCCCUGGCAAGUGCCGCCUCACAGAAUGGUGUUCAGAUUUAUGACCGAACAAGUGUUCUUCAUGUAAUGGUCAAAAAAGGUCAAGUUACUGGUGUGGAGACAGAUAAAGGCCAGAUUGAGUGCCAGUAUUUUGUCAACUGUGCUGGUCAGUGGGCAUACGAGCUGGGUCUGUCCAACGAGGAGCCGGUUAGUAUCCCGUUACAUGCCUGCGAACACUUCUACCUUCUGACUCGCCCCUUGGAGACCCCUCUGCAGAACAACACACCAACUAUCGUGGACCCUGAUGGAAGAAUUUAUAUUCGGAACUGGCAGGGUGGCAUCUUGUCUGGGGGCUUUGAGAAGAACCCGAAACCUAUUUUUACUGAGGGCAAGAACCAGCUGGAAAUUCAGAAUCUACAGGAAGACUGGGAUCAUUUUGAGCCCCUAUUGAGUUCCCUCCUGCGUCGGAUGCCAGAACUAGAGACUUUGGAGAUCAUGAAGCUGGUGAACUGCCCUGAGACCUUUACACCGGACAUGAGGUGCAUCAUGGGCGAGUCCCCUGUGAUCCGUGGCUACUUUGUCUUGGCGGGGAUGAACUCCGCUGGCCUGUCCUUUGGUGGAGGGGCUGGGAAGUACCUUGCUGAAUGGAUAGUACAUGGUUAUCCCUCAGAAAACGUCUGGGAGUUGGACUUGAAACGCUUUGGAGCCCUCCAGAGCAGCCGUACCUUUCUGCGCCACCGGGUCAUGGAAGUCAUGCCUUUGAUAUACGACCUGAAAGUUCCCCGUUGGGACUUCCAGACUGGUAGGCAGCUGCGCACUUCUCCUCUGUAUGACCGGCUGGAUGCUCAAGGGGCCAGAUGGAUGGAGAAACAUGGAUUUGAGAGGCCAAAGUACUUUGUUCCACCUGAUAAGGACCUCCUUGCGUUGGAGCAGAGCAAGACUUUCUACAAGCCGGACUGGUUUGACAUUGUGGAGUCUGAAGUGAAGUGCUGUAAGGAGGCAGUGUGUGUUAUUGACAUGUCCUCCUUCACAAAGUUCGAGAUAACAUCCAUCGGGGACCAGGCCUUAGAAGUUCUGCAAUUUCUCUUCUCCAACGACCUGGACGUGCCUGUGGGCCACAUCGUGCACACAGGCAUGCUCAACGAGGCUGGGGGCUACGAGAACGACUGCAGCAUCGCACGUCUGAGCAAGCGCAGUUUCUUCAUGAUCUCUCCGACUGACCAGCAGGUCCACUGCUGGGCCUGGCUCAGGAAGCACAUGCCUGAGGACAGCAGCCUGGUGCUGGAGGAUGUCACCUGGAAGUACACAGCCCUCAACCUGAUUGGCCCACGAGCUGUGGAUGUGCUGUCUGAACUGUCCUAUGCCCCUAUGACACCAGACCACUUCCCAACUCUGUUUUGCAAGGAGAUGAGCGUGGGCUAUGCAAACGGGAUCCGGGUGAUGAGCAUGACCCACACCGGAGAGCCGGGCUUCAUGCUGUACAUCCCCAUCGAGUACGCUCUGCAUGUGUACAACGAAGUGAUGAAUGUCGGGCAGAAGUACGGGAUCCGGAAUGCCGGGUAUUAUGCCCUUCGCAGCCUCCGAAUUGAGAAGUUUUUCGCCUUUUGGGGCCAGGAUUUAAACACACUCACCACCCCAAUGGAAUGUGGACGAGAGUCUCGGGUGAAGCUGGAGAAGGGCAUGGACUUCAUGGGCCACGACGCCCUGCUGCAGCAGAAGCAGAACGGGGUGUACAAGCGCUUCACCAUGUUCAUCCUGGAGGACCACGACACGGACCUGGACCUCUGGCCAUGGUGGGGGGAGCCUAUUUACAGGAACGGCCAGUACGUUGGCCAGACCACCAGCAGUGCCUACAGCUACACCCUGGAGCGCCACGUGUGCCUGGGCUUCGUGCACAACUUUUCCAAGGACACCGGGGAGGAGCAGGUGGUCACAGCAGAUUUUGUCAACCGGGGAGAGUAUGAAAUCGACAUCGCAGGCUGCCGGUUCCAGGCCAAGGCCAAACUCUACCCUGUCACCUCCCUCUUUACACACAAGCGCCGAAAGGAUGACGUGGAGCUAAGUGACUUGCAUGGGAAGUAACACCAGAGCAGUGUCACCUCCUCCCCAUCGUCUAAGCUGAGGCGCAUCCCUUUGCCCUGACCUCCUUCCUCUUCACCGAACCUUUCUUUGUCUCGCCUUAUGUUUGAACUUGACCUGCUUUUAAACUUUUGCAGCCUUGGUCUUCCCAUCCACCCCCUGCUUAGAUUCCCCUGGUGGCAGGAAGUGUACCCGACAGGGAGGACAGAGGCAAGCUUCCCUAUGGAACGGUGUUGGGGUCACAUUCUGUAUCUCCAAGCAAUGCCUGCAGUGUUUACCAGGCCUCAGGGAAAAGUCCAUCUCCCUGGGCUUCGGGUCAUCAGAGAAGCCUGUGAGUGAGACACGUCCCUGGCAUAGCUCGUGCCUUUGAGCCACGCAGGUCAUUGUCCCAUCCCAUCACACUGUGGUUUGGCACCUGAUAUCUCUAACAAGAGGAUGAUCAUCUACCUCACUGACAAGAGACAGCAUACGGAUGCUGUCUGGUCCAUAGGAGAGACAAGUGGGUAACUUGGCACCACCCUCAUCUACCCUCCGGAGCCAGUUUUUGUACCUUCAGGUCAGGGCAGCCUGCCCGAAACUGUCUUCAUCUCUUGCUCAUCCGUGUAAUUGAGGUGUUGUUUUUGUUUGUUUGUUUCCUAGCUGAAUAAGCAAGUAUGCCAUGUUGCUUUUCCCAGCACAAGGUUCUUACUACAAAAAGUAUGUCACUACCAAUGCUGUUUUCUCUGCUGUGAAAAGUGCUGCUUCCCUUUCUGCUGUUCAAAGGUCAGUCGUCCCCUCUUGAUUUUCCUCCUUACGUGACUCUUAGCCUCCCUUGUGCCCUGGGCUCAGCUCAGUGUAUAGAGCUGCUCCUUUAGAGCUGGGAGGGGACAGUCAGGCUGGCCAGAGUGAGUAACGAAACCUUGUUCAUGCUGAGUGCACAGGGAAACCUGAAACUUUACACCCCUGGCUUGGAAGAAACAAAGCUACAGAGAGAUGAGUCCAUGCAGAAUUCUUGAACACAGUUGGUGUGAACUGGGUGAGGCUAAAGGGCAGCUUUCCUUUUUUCGUCUAGGCUUGCUUUCUCCUCCAGACUGAGCUAUCCAGCCCCAACACUUCAUUUUUCCCUUGUAUAUAAACUGCCCUAAUCUGUUGGGUUUUUUUAAUUAGUGUAAAGAAAACUACUAGAAAUUUUAGUGCAGCAGUAGUCUUCAUUGUCUUGGUAUCUUGGAAGCAUUAGUUCUGUUAAACCUGUAGUUAUAUUAAAGAUCGUUUCAUGAGAGCAGCUUAACAUUCUCAGGUGUUGGCCUUAACCAGCAUUGCUGUGGAAUCUGUUACCCACUUGGCAGACUGGCUCCUCCCGGACAUCUUGGUUUCCCUAGCUGCCCCCUCCUCCUGCAUGAUGUCAUGUCCACCUAUGUGUGGAGGGAAGUGUGUGCCUAGAACUCUGGGGGCCCAUUUCACUUUCUGAGAGCUGCUGCUUCUAGGCAACCAGAGAGCUGAGCAAGACAGUGGCCACAGGCACGACCUAGGAGAGAGGGACAGCCCUUGGCCACCUACAGGCAGGAAGCCGGCUCAGACGGAAGUGGAAGUUAUUCAUGUGCUUUUACAUUGGCACCACUCCAAUCUUUGUAGAGCAAAGUUUAUUUGGAAAUCCAACAAAUUCUUGAUUUAUGCACAGAUAUUACAACUGUGGCACUAAAUUUGUGCUUUAAGUGUUACAUAGAAGUCUCACUACUUAAGUUCUAAUUUGAAAAAGUAAAAGCAACCUCAAUGUAUUAUGCACAUAGACUUUAGGGGUUGUAUCAGUUUUACACUUGUUAAUCUCUAGCAAAUCACUCUUCUGUUAAUUAACUGUGCUAAGUAGGAGGGACGUCUGAAGAUG
Molecule: messenger RNA, 4653 nt
Organism: Fukomys damarensis (Damara mole-rat)
Lineage: Eukaryota; Metazoa; Chordata; Mammalia; Rodentia; Bathyergidae
Gene: Pdpr
Product: pyruvate dehydrogenase phosphatase regulatory subunit
Exons: 18
Coding region: 159-2795 (878 amino acids)
Cellular component (GO): mitochondrion; mitochondrial matrix; cytoplasm
Molecular function (GO): oxidoreductase activity; protein binding
Source: RefSeq, a predicted model, not a curated record